This is a messenger RNA of Chaetomium globosum CBS 148.51, 4929 nucleotides long. RefSeq lists its product as uncharacterized. The coding region runs from base 1 to 4929 and encodes 1642 amino acids. The record is from RefSeq and is a predicted model, not a curated record. NCBI's taxonomy places the organism in Eukaryota, Fungi, Ascomycota, Sordariomycetes, Sordariales, Chaetomiaceae. The transcript is spliced from 3 exons. Gene Ontology annotation, biological process: protein phosphorylation. Gene Ontology annotation, molecular function: protein kinase activity; ATP binding.
AUGUACCAAAAUGGCCAGCGAGACGCGACCCGGCCUUUUCAGGUGCCUCCCCCUCCCCCACCCAUGUCCCCGCCGCCCUCUGUCGGGAUCGGCAACAUGAUGGCCAUCCCCCCUCCACCGCCCCGGUACCCGAGAGCCCCCGCAGCCGGCGGCAAUGUUAUGCUUCCUCCGCCUCCGGGGCCACCGCCAAAUCCUGGAUUCCCUCCGAGUGCUAUGCCGCCCCCUAGCGCCUUGGGAAACGCACCAUGGCACGGGGCCUGGGGCCGCGCCUACGACGGGCGGGCAACAUUCAAUAAUAUCCCACCGCCCCCGCCGGGCGGCCCUGGCGGCAACCUCCUGCGAGCCUACGAUCCACAACUACAUGAACAGGCUGCCGCUGCCGCCAAUGCCGCCGCAGCGUUCAACCAGACGACCCUCAUGGUGCCGCCACCGCCGCCGCCAAGCGAGCAGAUGAGCGCGACAUACAUCCCGCAAGGAGACACUUACGGAGAGGGCGUUGGAAUUCCGGGUUUGGGCUUCGCAGAGGAUGGCAUCCACUGGGCACCGGCUGGCUUGAACUCAGCCGCUGCCACGCCCUUGGACGAGUCUUCGGGCCGGGAGCGACUCUACGCUGCUGCUAUAGGCACCAGGGUGCUAUCUAACGUUUCCAACGCCAGCACCGUAAUAUCGUCAGUCCCUCUCGAGCUUGCAGCCCAGUGGCCCCUGGAUAGGGUUCUGGCAUGGCUGAGGGCCAACAACUUUUCCAAAGACUGGCAGGAAACCUUUCAGCUUCUCAACAUUCACGGCGUCCAGUUUCUCGAACUCGGAAGUAGCCAUGGCGGUCGUGGGAAUUUCGGCAUGAUGCACCAACAGGUGUACCCGCUGCUCGCGGGGGUGUGCCGAAAGAACGGGGGCGUAUGGGAACAACCGAGGGAAAGAGAGGAAGGAAAGAGAAUGCGACGGCUUAUCCGGAGCGUCGUUACCGGGCGGCCAGCCGACACCCCCAAAACAUCCACCGGCCAUUCCCGUAAAGAGUCUACAAGUACUAUCACCACGCCCAACGCCGCCGCCGAUUCUUCCGAGUCACCGAACACCCCGAUCAAAGCCCCCGGUCCUGGCUUCAGCAGUAGGAGCUCUGAAUCGAACCAUAGGAGCCUAAUGAAGAAUAUCGAUACCGACAUUGCCCGCCGAGACAGCCCGAACCUCAGCGAGUCCGGCGAGGCAGGCUCGGUCCGUGGGUCCACGCCACUGGGGAGGGACAGCCCGCAUGGCAGUCCAGUCCCGCAGUCAGGCCUCCUUCCCCCAUCUUCAACGGCAGGCAAUGUGUCGGCGUCGCCUCACACUACCGUGUUCGGCCAUCGUUCGCGCAACAGCACCGAUUCGGUAUCCUCCAACGCAGCGAUAUACGGCUCCGGAGUGCCUCCCGAUGCAGCAGCCAUGUUGAAGAGCGGCAUGAACAUUGGUGAGGUGGUGAAUGCGACCCGUGGUACCGAGGCGCAUGGUCGGCGGUUUGGUCAGGAAGGCAGCCGGUCCUCGCCGCAGGAAUCGGGGGAUAAAAGCGCUGGGUCAGAUCCCCCCGGGAGCGCAAAAGGGAGCACCUCCUUUCUCUCGUUAUUCAGGGGCAAGAAGAAACCCGACGACCAUGACUCGCCCACCAGCCCGGGGCUCCAUGUCAAAAUGCACCUGUCUGGAUUCCGGCAUGGAAACGGAAGUGAGACCUCACUUGAACGACCGGCCUCCAAACGUUUCGGGGGCGGCCGCAUUUUCAUUCUUGCAACCGCCGAUUGCUGGAACUAUCGCAUGCUGGACGUUACUGAUGUCCAGUCAGCUUCGGAUCUGCGGCAAUUGGUUUGCAUCAACCUAGGCCUGCCAGACAGCGAGGGCGCCCAGAUCUACCUGACAGAGUUGGGCAAGUUUGAGCACGAAGAGGAACCGCUCGAUGAUACGAAACUACUAACCACCAAAAACCACAUGGGAGACGCGGUUGGUUCGCUCAAGUUUUUUGUCCGGCCGGCCAUGCUGCGGAACGCUCAAUCCGGGCAUCUGGCUGUGCCCCUGGACGAAGAGGCAUAUGCCAAACUCAACGGGCGGCAGCGGUCAAGUUCCUCGCCGCCUACCUCGAGACAGAACACACUACCGGGCAGAGAACGGGAUGAGAAGAUGUUGACAGCAGAAGCCAUCCAAUACAGGACGGAGCAAAUGCGGAAGCAGGAAGAAUACCUCGCGAAGCGUAAGCAAUUGAUAGAUGCGAAGGAGGGCAGCCCGUCUACCGAUUCUCCGUUGGGCAUUGUGGGUAGGAACGUGGACUUUGACCAACCAAGGUUGUCGCCGUACGAGGACAGAAAACAGCAUCUUGACACCCUGCUCCCGCAACGAAAAGCCCCAGCCCCUCCUGAGGACCCAUCAGCUACGCUACUAAAAGCGAACUCGCUAAGCAAGAAGCAUAGCACCCGGUUGUCGCAAGGGAGUGUGGAUGGCAACCGCCCCAAGCGCACGUCGUCUGACUUACGCGAGGAAGCCUUUUCGGACAAACAAAAGAAGCGGCCAGGCAUGCCGACCCCCGACGGUGGCAUUCACGGCCUGCUAGUGGGCAUGGCCGGGCGGAUGGCUGGUAUCGGACAGCCUGUCGCGGGUGGUCACAGGGGAUUGUCGCCAAACCGGGUGUCGUCGAUGCCGGUGACGAACAGCGAAACCAAUGAACGAGGUAAGGGAGCCAUGUCAACUGUUGACUUUGGUCAGCGCACACGCUCCGGUUCUGGUGGGGGCAGUCCGAGGAUCGGACCCGUCCCAGGGUCACCGGGUUCUACCACCUGGAGCUCUAAGAGUGUGCCAUUCCUGGUCCCGGACUACUCGCCGACCCAUGACCCUAAACACCGGGGGCCCGCCGGAGCGGACCCGAACCUUGAUCAAUCCCAUCUUGGAAUAGACACUAAGAUUACUCGAGUAGCACGUGCUCCGUCGCCGGGAGAUGUCAGUCCCAGCUCCCGCCGGCCGAGCCAAACCUUCUCGACUGCCACCAGCAACAAGCGCAAGUCGCACGGCCCUGAUACCGACUUCCAGGGUAACGACGUCAGGUUCUCACAGGCCUCGACCAUCCACGAGAGAAACAACAGCAGCGGCAACAACGGCAACAAUGGCAAUAACAACGCCGACGAUGACGAUUCGGGCGAUGACUCGGACGACGGCCUAUUUGCUGUUCCUAUCUCGGCCCGCAAUAACCCGGCGCCUAAGAAGGCGUCAGCAUCCACAGAAGGCGGCGAGUCCGACAACAACAUGAAACGGCCGAGUCUGCGGGUCAACACCAAGCGCUCGAGGAAGACCCUGUCGGUUGCUUUCAAAUCACCACAGUCGGGCGGUGACGGCAAGAUGCCAGGCGAUGGCGACGACGACGGAACAAGCGGUCAGUCCUCGCAGCGGCGCACACCUGGCACGCCAGGUUCCGAGGGUUGGGACUCGGAAGACCGCGAGACCAAACUGGGCAGACGCAAGUCGUUCAUUGAGAAGGACGUUUGGGCCAACCGCCCGCCGACCGACGCCCUUAUCAACAACCUCGAGGACUUCUUCCCGAACGUGGAUGUUGACCAGCCGGUCCUCGAGGAAGGAGACGGGCCUUCGCCCAUUGACGAGGCCGACGAGGGUCAGUCAGAGCAGGGUUCAGUCAAGGCCUCUUCCAUACCCCCGCUGCCCCCGAUGCCCUCCGGCUUCUCGUCCGGGCACAACAGGGUUUCAUCCAUCUACAACGAGAGCGAUACCCUGGGCUCUGACGAGUCAACGCUCAAGGCGUUAGAUUCGCGCCCCGUGUCUAUGCAGACGCUGGCACGGCGUAGCGUGCGCCGUUCAGGGGGCCUAGGCCGUAUGAAGUCGAUUAGAGAAGUCGCUCGCGGCGCGCACGAAGCAAACAAGCGCUACACGCAGACGUCGGGGCCCCUACGCUCGCAGGCGGGUGCACUCGUCGACAAGAACACCAACCUGAUGCGGCGUAAGAGCACCAAGAUGUUCAACGCCAACAUCGUACAGAUCCGGCCGGAGCGCGGGUCGCUCAACCUAGCCGCGGGCCUUACCACGAUUCCGCAGGACAGCCUGCCGACGCAGGCACAAAACAACCACGACAACAUCCCUAAGCGGCAGACGACGUUCCGUUGGUUCAAGGGUCAGCUGAUCGGCAAGGGCACCUUUGGGCGGGUCUACCUCGGUAUGAACGCGACGACAGGCGAGUUUUUGGCGGUGAAGGAGGUCGAAGUCAACCCCAAAGCGGCUGGGCAGGGUGAUCAGAAAAAGAUGCAGGAGCUGCGGAGCAUCUCCAUCUUCCUUGAGUACAUUUCUGGUGGUUCCAUCGGGUCGUGCCUACGCAAACAUGGCAAGUUCGAGGAAGCCGUGGUUGCCUCGCUCACACGGCAGACGCUGUCUGGGUUAGCGUACCUACACAGGGAGGGGAUCCUGCACCGCGACUUGAAGGCGGACAAUAUCCUCCUAGAUCUGGAUGGCACGUGCAAGAUCAGCGAUUUUGGCAUCAGCAAGAAGACGGAUAACAUCUAUGGCAACGACAAGACCAACUCGAUGCAAGGGUCCGUGUUCUGGAUGGCCCCCGAGGUGGUGCGGGCGCAGGGCGAUAGGUACUGCGUCAAGGUGGUCAUCUGGUUGACUGGAUGCGUGUUGCUCGAGAUGUUUUUUAAUCUUGGUGUGCAUCACGUCGCUGCGCCGCUGUGGAUUCGGCCCAAGUGUCCGGAUCUCGGCACAUGCACAAGGCACAAGGGGGCGCCCGCCCGAUCCACAAGUCCCUGCUUUUGGGCGGCGGCUGGGCUUCAGAUCAUCGGUUCCACUUGGACCUCGAAUUGCUCCCUCAUGUUCGAGGCCUUGCAGCUAAUCUGUAGCUGCAGCAUGCGACACAGCUCUCUCGGACUUGGUGUACAAAAGGUUGUGCAAAACGGGUUGCUGUUGUCGGUUUCUUGA